This is a messenger RNA of Castor canadensis (American beaver), 3254 nucleotides long. Lineage: Eukaryota; Metazoa; Chordata; Mammalia; Rodentia; Castoridae. The record is from RefSeq and is a predicted model, not a curated record.
UUAUGAUUAAUGUCAGAACUGUUAACCUGUGCUUAAUUUCAGGCUUUUAUUUUUGAUCGUCUUUACUUCUUUAUCCCAAGUCCCUUGGAAGAAACCCUUUGAGGUGUCCAGGCUGAGACAAGAGGUGAUGCCAGUGUAAGCUCUAGAUGGUGUGAGACUACCAAAGAGCCAGAAAUGAUGACAACCUUGGAACUAGAGGAACAGGAUCUUUGGGAAGAAGAGGGGAUUCUGAUGGUGAAAUUGGAGGAUGAUUUCACUUGCAGCCCUGAGUCUGUCUUGCCAAGGGAUGACCCUGUGUUGGAGAACUCUCACCAGAACUUCCGUCGCUUUCGCUACCAGGAAGCUGCAAGCCCUCGUGAAGCACUCAUCAGACUCCGAGAACUUUGUCACCAGUGGCUGAGGCCGGAGAGGCGGACAAAGGAGCAGAUCCUAGAGCUGCUUGUGCUGGAACAAUUCCUCACUGUCCUUCCGGGAGAACUGCAAAGCUGGGUGCGGGGCCAACGGCCAGAAAGUGGAGAGGAGGCAGUGACGCUGGUGGAGGGUUUGCAGAAACAACCCAGGAGACCAAGGCGGUGGGUGACCGUCCGUGUUCAUGGCCAGGAAGUCCUGUCAGAGGAGACAGUGCCCCUAGGGACGGAGCCCGAGUCACCCAGUGAGCUGCAGGACCCAGCACAGACUUCAACCCCUGAGCAAUCCCAGGAGGAAACCACCCAGAGCCCACGCUGUGAAGAGGAGCUCCAGCCCCUGCAGGAGAGCGAAGUUCCUGUGCUCCAGGACCCAGACCUUCCUUUGGAGAGGAACUCUGGAGACCCAGGCAUGGUUGCACUUCUCACUGCUUUGUCACAGGGACUGGUAACGUUCAAGGAUGUGGCCGUGUGCUUCUCCCAGGACCAGUGGAGUGAUCUGGAUCCAACACAGAAAGAGUUCUAUGGAGAAUAUGUCUUGGAAGAAGACUGUGGAAUUGUGGUUUCUCUGUCGUUUCCAAUCCCCAGACUAGAUGAUGCCUCCCAGGUUAGACAAGAAGUGCCUCAGGUCCCAGAUAGCCAUGAGGCUCAGGAGCCUGAAGAGCCAGAAAUCCUGAGUUUUACCUACACAGGAGAUAGGAGUGAAGAUGAGGGUGAGUGUGUGGAGCAAGAAGACUUGCGUUUGAAGAAUAUACACAAGCCUGUUCUGAGAGGUCCAGAAAUUCACCAGACUGCAGAUUGGGAAAUAGUCUUAGAGGAAAAUCCAGGUAGACCUGAUGAAAGAAGAUUUGGUACAAAUAUUUCUCAAGUUAAUAGUUUCAUUAAUCUUCGGGAAACCAUGCCUGUCAACUCAGUGUUAGGGAGGCAUCAUAACUGUCCUGUAUGUGGGAAAAGCUUCACAUGUAACUCCCACCUCAUUAGACACCUGAGAACUCACACCGGAGAGAAACCCUAUAAAUGUAUAGAGUGUGGAAAAAGUUACACACGGAGCUCACAUCUUGCUAGGCACCAAAAGGUCCACAAGAUAAACACUCCUUAUAAAUAUCCCCUAAACCGGAAGAAUGUGGAAGAGACCUCUCCUCUGAUCCAGGCUGAGAGAACUCCACGUGUGGAGAAACCCUAUAGAUGUGAUGUUUGUGGAAAACACUUCCGCUGGACUUCAGACCUGGUCAGGCAUCAGAGGACACAUACAGGAGAGAAACCCUUCUUUUGUACUAUUUGUGGCAAAAGCUUCAGCCAGAAAUCUGUACUAACAACACACCAAAGAAUCCAUGUUGGGGGCAAACCCUACUUGUGUGGAGAGUGUGGAGAGGACUUCAGUGACCAUAGGCGGUAUCUGGCACACCGGAAGACACAUGCAGCUGAGGAGCUCUAUGUUUGCAGUGAAUGUGGGCGCAGCUUCAACCAUAGUGCAGCGUUUGCCAAGCACCUGAGAGGGCACGCCUCAGUGAGGCCCUGCCGGUGCAAUGAAUGUGGAAAGAGCUUCACUAGGAGGGACCAUCUUGUCAGGCAUCAGAGAACACACACUGGGGAGAAGCCAUUCACCUGCCCUACCUGUGGGAAAAGCUUCAGCAGAGGCUAUCACUUAAUCAGGCAUCAGAGAACCCACUCAGCAAAGACUUAGCUAGCUGCCAUGUGAGGAGAUCUACAUUCAGCCUCACCAAAAUGGACAGGAGGGGCUCUGAGCAGGCUGGGAAGAUCUUUUCUAAGACAUCUCUCCCUCACCUGCCCAGACCUUACAUCACCUCUUUGUACCAACAAAUAAAAGCCCUGGGCAGAACCUCAGCCUUCUGCAUCUUGAGGAAAUGUUUUACCCAAAGUACAACCUGAAUUGAGUCUUCUUCACUGGUGUGCCCCUCCUCUACCUCAUGGGUGUGCAGUAGGAGGAUUAGAAGACUUCAGAGGUUGUCCUUAACUGGUUGCCAAAAUUUAGGCUGCUACAAAUCCUCAAGACUCCUUACCAACCUCAAGGUUGAAAUUGCCAAGGAGAAUCCCUUCAGUCUGAUAAGGGAUCUACAUGAACAGGUCUGUCUUUCCUGGGCUCAGAUCUUAAAGCACACGGCCCUAAACUCAAAACAGGAGAUUGGCAUCUUGAUAGCUUUGCCACACACUCACAGGAUAACUAGAAAUCCCUUACUGUCUUACUUCUUCACCAUGCACUUUCCUUUGAUGCUGGAAAGAAAUGGGAGGAGUUUUAAAGGACAAAAAUCUCAAAGCUGCUUCACAUGGACUUCGGCAAGCUGCUCCCUUCCCCAUUGUCAAAGUGAUACUGGGUGCCAGACACUGCUAAAAUGGAGGGUCUAGUCAGAAGCCUCUGUCCUUGUGUGUUAGUUUUUUUGUUUUGUUUUUUCCCCUGCCUAAAUACUCAUGCAUUUAGCCUCCUUACUAUUCAACCACUCUCCUGGGUUUUGUCCCUAGCACUUCGGCUACAAGUGAGAUACAGCAGUUGAGUGCCAAGCGAUUCAGUAAAGCAUAAUUAAAUCAUGAUGAAGUCAUUCACAUUCCCAUGUAUGUACAAGCCCAACUUUCCCUUUCCACCACCCCCUGCCCCACAUGGGUUGUGUGAGGAGAUUUGGAGCAGUGUCACCUUUCAAAGGCACUAUGAAUUACAGAAUCAUUAACUGGACAAGAUCUAAGAUCAGACUAUGGAAAAAAAGGAAAAAGCUGUUCCUGCUGGCUGAGACCAUCAGGACUGUUGAUACUGAGUUUCCAUUGUCUGUCUCAGCUUUCUGGGAAACUGGGAAAAGUAUGAACCCCAACACCUGGGACCCUGCAAAGUUACCAGGAAUA